AUUCUUUCACACGACAAUCACAUUAAAGUUAAUGACAUAAAAAUAUCAAGGUCAACAAAAGAUUAGCAUGAUUUUGCAAAACGGAUUCCAAAACGAGUAUCCAUCAAAACAGAACGAAACAGAAAUCUCAAUGGAAAAGAAACCGUAGUAUUCAAUGUUUGAUGAUGAACGUGACUGACAUCACACAGGAACCGUAUACAACAUACUAUUCUCCAACACCUGUAAAGGAAAAUAAAACGCCAUACAUUGCAAUUACCUUUGCUACAUUUUCCGUACUAGUAAUACUUAGCAACUCAAUUUUCCUCGUGUUUUAUCUCAUAUCUGGACACAAAACUGCUCAUGGAUUCUUCGUCAUGUCACUUUGUAUUGGAAACUGUCUUAUCGGAUGUUCGGCAUCACUGUCUACUCUGCAAUCUAUAAUAACUGGGACACCUUAUGUCUGUUCAAUCAGCACAUGGACAUUGACAUGGGGAAUUAUCUUCAACAUAUGCAUAACCUUCUGGAUCUGUCUGGAGAGAUAUAUCAUCGUACAUCAUGUUCCAAUGAAAAACGUUCAAUGGAUGCAGAAAAAUAGGAGACAGAUCGUUUCGGGUACUGCUUUAGGUAUUGCUAUCUAUUUGACAAUUCUCUUUGCAUGUACUGGGGACAAUAAGGUUGUUAUAUGUGAUGGAAUACAUCUGUUUCGCCAUCUUUAUCCUGUGUAUGCAGGUAUGACGUCAGUUCCGGUCUUUUGUUUUUUGUUAGCUACCGUGGUUUUGUACAGAAAAACACUAGUUAGGCUCUCUCAGCUGAAAAGGAAAGAAAACAGCGCCCUUAAAAGGAAAACGAAAACCAACUUACAUGUAAAACGAACCACUCCUGAGAAAAUACCGCCUUUAAGCGAACAAUCUGAAUCGUCGGAAUGUCAACAAACAAGAACUAUUAACUUGUCUACAAUAGAAUUUAAUGACAUUACAAAUGACAUAUAUUCCAAAACGAAUAAAAAAGUUUUGACUACCACUUCAAAUACUUCAAGACAAAUCACAAGCACAGAGGAAAAAAGAUCAGAAAAAUCACAUGAAAGUAUCAACUGGCAAACAAAGGCUCACAAAAAUGUUCGAGUUAUCAUUUGUCAAGUAUCACUAUACAGCUUAUCUUUGAUUGCUGGUCAAAUUGCAGCUAACUUUGGUGCUUUCCAAAUACGCUCAUUUUUCAUGGCUGUAAUGCUGCUCUGUGUUUUUAUUAGUCCGUUUGUGUACGUGGUGCGUGUACAAGAAGUAAAAGUGGCGAUACAGAAAGCAUUUCGUUGUAAUGAUAAUACUGUAGACAUCAGUACAGAAUUCCAAGACUAAAAAUAAGCGGUCAGAAUGGCAAAAAAGAAAAACAAAGGAUAAAGGGUAUUCAUCCGACACAAAAUCAUGUCUUUUAUGUUACGACGUUUGAGUUUAGCAUUAUCUACUGAUAAGAACACGAAAUAUUUAUCUUUGCAUCUAAAAUCUACUAGAUGCAUAAUAUGCUUAUUUUCUCAAUGUAAACAAUUUUAGGUCAAAGUAUUCAGUCUUCAACACGGAGCCUUGGCUCACACCGAUUACUGAAUGCGAUUUUAAAAAUUUUGUCCCGGAAGACAAUGAGAUGGUAGUUGAAAAUAUUAUAUUGAACUGUUUUUACAUUAAAAACACAACUUAAUAAUGUUAUCUGUAUUCAUAAAAAUUAUAAAUAUGUACCAAUUGGUAAAA
Messenger RNA from Mytilus trossulus (common blue mussel), 1715 nucleotides. RefSeq lists its product as uncharacterized. The record is from RefSeq and is a predicted model, not a curated record. Bases 162 to 1331 code for a protein of 389 amino acids. Gene Ontology annotation, cellular component: dendrite; plasma membrane. The transcript has 4 exons. NCBI's taxonomy places the organism in Eukaryota, Metazoa, Mollusca, Bivalvia, Mytilida, Mytilidae. Gene Ontology annotation, molecular function: G protein-coupled serotonin receptor activity; neurotransmitter receptor activity. Gene Ontology annotation, biological process: G protein-coupled receptor signaling pathway, coupled to cyclic nucleotide second messenger; chemical synaptic transmission.